AUGGCACAGGACAGUCAGCCUGCCAGCUCCGAGGAGAACACUCCACCGACGCCGGUUUAUUAUCAACCGUCCACGACUCAAGCACUGCCACCACUAACCCCUGCGGGCGCACCCUUGGCACACCUGGGAGGAAUCUCGCCACCAGUCCCAACACUGGAAGCCCAAGCACCGUCCACCUCUAUAGAGGGUGCGGCCCGCAUCGUCGCACUGGAAGGCGACAUUUCCACACUGAAGGGCACGGUCAUUCAGAUGGCCGCCGACAUGGCCGAGCUCAUGGCCCUGCUCAAGGGCCCAAACCGCACCUCCUCAAACUCUACUCCGCCUCCGAGAUACGGGCUAACGGUCGACCCAAACCCUUGGGUCCCGCCGACCCAUGCUCCGGAAGGUGUUGAAGCACCUGCAAUACACGCACCGACGGGUCACCCGGCCAAUGUCCCUCCGCCAUCAGUGACUCUCUCGGCGGCCAUUCCUCUUCCACCGUCGGACCCGACCACUCUUGUACCGCCGCCGAUGUCCAUAUCGGUUCCGGCUCCUGUUUACGCAGCUCUUCCGCCGAUGGUCUUCCCGGUACCAAACCUCCACGCUCCCGUUUAUACAUCCGAGCCUCUCACAUUCCAAGCUCCACAACCCCAUAUCAACUUCUCCUACCCAGCACCACCUCCCGUAAAUAUCCCUGUCUCUGAACCAAACACGCCAACUCAGGCGGCCUUCGCAGCUCCACUAACAAAUUGUCUCCUAGAGACGGAGGUCGAGCAGGAGCAGAGAUUGAAGAAGAUGGAAGAGAACAUCAAAGCCCUACAAUCAGGUGGCUCCCGCCUCGAUGCCGGCGAUGGCGAUUGGAGUCUUUUCCCGGGUAUGCGGCUACCCCCGAAGAUUAAGGUGCCUGAAUUCCAAAGGUACCAUGGCACGACCGACCCUCGUCACCAUCUCCGUCACUACAGGGGAAAGAUGUUGCAGUACUAG
This is a messenger RNA of Punica granatum (pomegranate), 963 nucleotides long. Lineage: Eukaryota; Viridiplantae; Streptophyta; Magnoliopsida; Myrtales; Lythraceae. The record is from RefSeq and is a predicted model, not a curated record.